Cladocopium goreaui is the source of this 804-nucleotide messenger RNA. NCBI's taxonomy places the organism in Eukaryota, Dinophyceae, Suessiales, Symbiodiniaceae. The record is from the annotation of a GenBank genome assembly.
AUGAAGCGCAUUGUACUUCAGAGCGACAUGUUUGAAGCUGAUGGUGAUGAAGCAUUUCAUGGCAGAAAGAAGCAACUGGUGAAGUUGGUCAACAUGAUCAUGGCGAGUAACCUACAAGGUUGCGAUGUUGGAGACCAUGACUUCAGAACAAUGUCAUGGAGUUGGAAAUUUGCGAUGGGGGUGAUCUUUUCCCUUUUGAUGCUGGUGGUGCGACUUUUCCUGAAGUUGACAUCAAAGAUGGAAGAGCUUGCGAAGUACAAGGAAGUUUUGAAAACGGAGACUUUCUUGAGGAAGAUGCAGAAGAAGAGCAAACCAAUGGUGAUGGAGAUGAGACUCUUUCAGAAGCGUCAUUUGCAGUCCACGAUGGAAGAGGUGGGCGAUGUGGAGGAAUGGACCAACAUCCAUUGUGGCUAUGCCUACGAUGCUGGAAGUGACUAUCAAGAAGACGAUGCAGCUGGUUUGGAUACAUCGAGAUCAAGAUCUAGGGGUUCCAACAACAAUGAGCCCCAGGCAAGGACAAUGCCCAAACCACGUGCAAAACAGGUUGCAGGGCGCAUCGCAAUGGACACUGCGUUGGACAUGGCCGAGGCGAUUGAGAACAGUGGUGCUGGUCCCUCAUCGUCUAUGGAGCCUCGAAGUUUGGGAGUUGUCAAAGACUCCAACUACCUUUUGAGCAGCGUUCCUGUGGCCAACUUUUUCCACAUCAUGCCCGUUCCUCGAGAACCUUUGGCACUACAUGACUAUCGAUGGGAUCUACUUGGACAAGGAAUUGGCCCAGAGAAUUUGCUCGUGAUCAAGUGCUGA